Messenger RNA from Musa acuminata subsp. malaccensis (wild Malaysian banana), 1702 nucleotides. Its product is annotated as protein S-acyltransferase 11-like. NCBI's taxonomy places the organism in Eukaryota, Viridiplantae, Streptophyta, Magnoliopsida, Zingiberales, Musaceae. Gene Ontology annotation, molecular function: palmitoyltransferase activity. The record is from RefSeq and is a predicted model, not a curated record.
GAAUGGAAAGCCAAUUCCUGUGACCCCCUCCUCUUCUUCGUAUAUAUUUCUUCGUCUUUUCUUGCCUUCGCUUCCAAGCGAGGCUCCAUCGGCCGCGUUCUGCGCCCCAGAUCUCUCUGCCGGUCUCCAUCCCCGAAAAUUGAGUACAUGGAUGAAGCGGCCGUGAGGGUUUUGGAGAUUGGAUUAGGUUUCCAGAAGUAUCAUCUUGGAAACUUGAACAUCAUUGCCAAAACAUUCACAUUGUUCUUAGCAUUGAGCAUGCAGAAACAGAUUCAGGAAGAGAACUCUGUUUCAUUAAUGUUGGAGGAUCACAAGACCACAUGCUGGGGAUGUGGAUUACACCUUGUUCUUGAAUCUUAUUCACCAAUAUUCAAAUGUGGAUGGUGUGGAGCAAUAACAGAUCAAUGCAAAACUUUGAGGAAACCCGAUAGCACGUGGUUUUCUUGGUGGAGAUGUGUACGAGACCGCCUUUUUGUUACUAUUCUAAUUUUCUUCAUGCUAUUUGUGAUAUGUACUGGUGUUUGGGCAGUCUACCCAGCUGUUUUCUCAAUCAGCAAGUUCUGUGGAAUCGUUCAUUGCCUGUUAACAUCUGUCUUGUCUAUUAUUACCGUCUCCAGUUUCUGCUUAGCAGCCUUUCGUUCUGCUGGGGCACCAGCAAACAUACCAUGGGGAAGCUACCCAAUUGUGGAGAAAGAUGGCCUGGAAAACUACACAUAUUGUGCUUAUUGUUCUAAGCCAAAGCCGCCAAGGGCACACCACUGCCGUUCCUGUAGAAUGUGUGUUUUGGAUAUGGAUCAUCAUUGUCCAUUUAUAGGAAACUGUGUUGGAGCAGCAAAUCACCGGUAUUUCAUUGCGUUCCUUAUAUCUGUAGUCAUUAGUUGCGCCUAUGUUUUCCUGAUGACACUGUAUGCUGGUUUUCGUGUAUGGCCGCCCUUGGAAAUUAGAAAUCUAGCAUUAUCUGGCUUUGGUAUUGGGAGUGCUGCAAGUAUAGUGAAGGAGAUAGUUGCUGCCUUGGCUAGCUCAGCACUUCUUUUGUCUGCAAGAGGUCUAAUUCUUAUAUAUCUGUCAUUUGCAAGUCUGAGUGUGGAAAUUGGUAUAGUUGUGUUAUUGUGGCAGCAACUCUAUUGGAUUUAUGAAGGUAACACAUAUAUCAACCAAAUAGCUUCACAUAAUGUUGCACAUGGAGAAAAAGGCUGGCAGAAUCUUUUACGUUUCUUUGGUUGCCCAUACUCAGUUUACAGAGUACUUUUGGGUACUGGAAAUGCUGGAAAGUCACAAGAUAUAUCGAGCUCCAAGCUUCUAUAGAGGGUACAAAACAAGUGUUAGGCAAUACAAACAUCAGGAAGUAACCGAUUAUUCUGAUCAGAAUCUCGACUAUCAUCUGAUCGCCUUGGUAUGUUAUUUUUCCUCACUCCACGAAACGAAAAACAGGAGAACAAGUGUGAGCCUCCAAUGUCAGAUUCUUGAAUUCAACAGUUUCAGAUGCUGCUAGGUGGGUUUACCAGCCCGCAGAUAUUUGUCAGAGACAAGAGACAAGGACUUUCUGUUAAAACACACGAGGAAAAAAAUUCUCUUUAUGUACAUUUCUUUUUUACAUGUCCACCGACUACAUUACCAGUGGGUACUUGAUUUUGUGAGUGUAAAUUUCUCGUCGACUUUGUGUACAUGAAUAUUUUAUAAACUAGAUUUUCUUUGCACUCUA